Molecule: messenger RNA, 1638 nt
Organism: Colletotrichum scovillei
Lineage: Eukaryota; Fungi; Ascomycota; Sordariomycetes; Glomerellales; Glomerellaceae
Product: aldose 1-epimerase
Exons: 1
Coding region: 331-1359 (342 amino acids)
Biological process (GO): glucose metabolic process; beta-D-galactose catabolic process via UDP-galactose, Leloir pathway
Molecular function (GO): carbohydrate binding; aldose 1-epimerase activity
Source: RefSeq, a predicted model, not a curated record
GUCAUUUCUCUUCAACUGUUUCCCCCCCUCCUCCAUCGGCCAUCCUCGUCCAAACACCCCACUACAUCGGCCAACAAGCGCAGAUACAAGCAAUAAUAGCCUGAAUUGCAUGUUUCGCCAUGUCAACCAGUGACGGGACUCUUGGUCGCACUCCAUAAAGGGUUGCUGUCCCCUUGCCCAAAAAUACAGCUCUACGUGAUUCCAGGUCUCUGUCGUAGCUCUCUUUCACUUUGGACUGAGAAUUCCGUGAUUUAACACUUCGAUCGACUACCUUACCUAUCCUCUUCACCAAGCCCGUUUCCUCCAAAGGCCACACAUACCUUUCACACAAUGUCGGAUGCUACCUUCGAGUUCCUGCCCCUGGGCGCCAUCCUGCAGUCCUUCAAGGUUAAGGGCGUCAACAUUGUCCAGGGCUUCCCGACCCAGGACCUCUACGAGAAGCACAACUCGCCUUACUUUGGCGUCACCGUCGGCCGUGUCGCGAACCGCCUCGCCUCGGCGCAGAUCAAGUCCCUCAACGGGGGAAAGACGUACAAGCUCGCCGCCAACGAUGGCAACAACAACCUGCACGGCGGCGCCAAGCCCUGGAGCUCCAAGGUCUGGGAGGGCCCCAAGCCCGUCGGCGUCCGGGCGAUCCCCGGCGUCGGGGAUCUCCAGGGUGGCGAGAGCGUCGAGUUCUCGCUCACCAGCGAGGACGGCGACGAAGGGUUCCCCGGAAAGGUUCAGGUAAAGGUCAUCUACACGGCCGGCACGCAGCAGGUGGAUGGCAAGGAGGUCUCGGUGCUGGGCAUGGAGUACGAGGCGCAGCUUGUCGACGGUGCCGAGGAGACGGCGAUUAACAUGACGAACCACUCGUACUUUAACCUCACGGGCGACGAGACGUUCGCCGGCACCGUCGCGACGCUGGCGACGAACGCGUACCUGCCCCGCGAGGACGGUAUCCCCACCGGUGGACCCGCGCCGUUCCCUGGCAUCGAGGGUGGCAAGCCGUUUGAGCUCGGCGUCGAGGCCCCUGCGGUGGACGACUGCUUUGUCGUCGUCGAGGAGAAGGAGGCUGGCGCGGUACCGAUUGAUACCCGCCAAGCGCCGCUGAAGCUGCACGUGCACGCGAAGCACCCCAAGAACGGGGUCAACCUCGAGGUUCUCAGCACGGAGCCGGCGUUCCAGUUUUACACGGGCGAGGGGAUCGAUGUGCCCGCCGUGGGAGGGGUUGCGGCGCGGGGCAAGAGGAGCGGGUUUUGUGUUGAGCCGAGUCGGUGGGUGAAUGCGAUUAAUGUGGAUGAGUGGAAGGGUCAGAUGUUGUUGAAGAAGGGGGAGACGUAUGGCACGAGGAUUGUGUACAAGGCUUGGAGCGAGUAGAGAGGCUUUGGAAGUUAUUGGUGCUGAGGGGUGGAUGUGAUGAUAUCAAUGAGUAUCUAGAAUGGAUAAUGAAAUUGCUUCAUAGUUAAAACCUGGUAACUGAUUUGCCUUGGCUUUUGGCUUCACAAGUCGGUGAGCAUUUCUCGUAAUCACCUCCCAAGGUAGAGACUGCAUCCGGCAGCGGUGCUCCUGAGCAGCGCUUCAAGCUUUGAGAGCCUGGGGAUACAUGUCAGCCAAUAACGUCCGUAUAGGAUGGAAAUGACCCGAUUUGGCUGAAUC